Molecule: messenger RNA, 1426 nt
Organism: Panthera uncia (snow leopard)
Lineage: Eukaryota; Metazoa; Chordata; Mammalia; Carnivora; Felidae
Gene: MTX1
Product: metaxin 1
Exons: 7
Coding region: 210-1301 (363 amino acids)
Biological process (GO): mitochondrion organization
Cellular component (GO): SAM complex
Source: RefSeq, a predicted model, not a curated record
ACUCUGCCUGCCCUUCGGACCGGUCACGGCGAGGUCAUCUCGGUGCCACACAAGAUCAUCACCCAUCUUCGAAAAGAGGAUCAGGCUCCAGAGGUCAUGUGGGGACAAACCUCACUCAGGAUGUGCAGAGAGGGUUGCUGAGGUGUGGCAGGCUGAGACAUGGGGCGCGGGUACAACGUGUGGUGGUGGCACCCGGGCCAUGGAAUGAAAUGGAACAAAUAGCCAAGACCUGGGCAUUGAGAGAACCAGCCAGGGGGCCCUGGUUCCUGAGGCCUGGGCUGAGGCCCACACUGCAUCUGAGCUCCACUGCGCCAGCCCUGCGGUGCCCGGACUGGGAAGUUCCUGUUAGAAAGUUGCCGUCAGCGGGAGUGCUUCCAGCUUUCCGUGGAGACUCCAGGAGCCGCUCCUGGUUUGCGGCUGGGGCCUUCCUCUCCCCCCAGCGGGCGCCCGACCUUGAUGGCCAGCAGGCUCCAAGGCCCAGGCUCUCCGCCAACAGCAACAGGCUACUGGGCGGGCCCAGGCGAGGGGGCCUCGGCGGGAAAAGCUGCCUGGCGUCCCUCUGCUACACGCAGGGGCCGAAGUACAACGCCGAUUACGAUCUGUCGGCCCGACAAGGGGCAGACACCUUGGCCUUCGUGUCUCUGCUGGAGGAGAAGCUUCUCCCGGUGCUGAUCCAUACUUUUUGGGUGGACACCAAGAACUAUGUGGAGGUGACCCGGAAGUGGUAUGCUGAGGCCAUGCCCUUUCCCCUGAACUUCUUCCUUCCUGGCCGCAUGCAGCGGCAGUUCAUGGAGCGGCUGCAGCUGCUGUGCGGGGAGCACAGGCCCGAGAAUGAGGAAGAGCUGGAGAAGGAGCUGUACCAGGAGGCUCGGGAAUGCCUGACCCUGCUCUCCCAGCGCCUGGGCUCUCAGAAAUUCUUCUUCGGGGACGCCCCCGCCUCGCUGGACGCCUUUGUCUUCGGCUACUUGGCGCCGCUGCUGCAGGCCAGGCUGCCCAGCGGGAGGCUGCAGGCCCACCUGCGGGGGCUGCACAACCUCUGCGCCUACUGCGCGCACAUCCUCAGCCUCUACUUCCCCUGGGAUGGAGCGGAGGUGCCGCCUCCACGCCAGACGCCAGCGGGCCCCGAGGCCGAGGAGGAGCCGUACCGGCGCCGGAACCAGGUGCUGUCCGUGCUGGCGGGGCUGGCGGCCAUGGCGGGCUACGCCUUGCUCAGCGGCAUCGUCUCUAUCCAGCGGGCGGCACCCGCCCGGGCCCCCGGCACGCGGUCCCUGAGCAUGGCCGACGAGGAGGAAGACGAGUGACCCCGCCUCGCGCUCCCGGAACGGACUUUUCUACUCUCACACAUUCCAGAGGCUCCUCUGCUUCUCCGUUGUUGGUGCGGCUGGAAAACGGGCGCCACUCCCAUAAUAAAGCUGUCCACGCGGGC